Molecule: messenger RNA, 1836 nt
Organism: Strongyloides ratti
Lineage: Eukaryota; Metazoa; Nematoda; Chromadorea; Rhabditida; Strongyloididae
Product: Nuclear RNA export factor 2
Exons: 3
Coding region: 1-1836 (611 amino acids)
Biological process (GO): poly(A)+ mRNA export from nucleus
Cellular component (GO): nucleus
Molecular function (GO): protein binding; RNA binding
Source: RefSeq, a predicted model, not a curated record
AUGCUUUCUUCAAAAAUUCCUGAAAAAUAUAGAAAACGUUUAGAACACGCAGCCAGUCUUUACUUUAAAAAUUGGGAUAUCUUUAAGGAUAGCUCUGAGACAAAUGUUUAUAUGAAUAGAAUUUAUAAAUAUAAAGGAUUCUUAAAAGAUACUGAAAGUUACUAUAUCAAAAUUUGUAAUGUUAGUGACUUAGAUAUUCUUAAUAUUCUCAGGGAGUACUGUGAUUUUAUUCCAUUGUCUACUGGAUUUUUACCUCCAAAUACAAUUACAUUUUGGGUUAUUACAUAUAAUGAGGCAAAUUCAUUGACACAAUUAUCAAGAAGAAUAAAUCAAAAUGGUGUUGCUAUACAUAUUGUCAGUGAAGUAGGAAAAUAUCGUAUUUGGAAUAAUUUAACUGAAGAUGAUAUAAAAGCAAUAAAGGAUGUUUGUUCUUUAAGAUAUUCAGCUGAAAACAAUUCUUUAGAUUUAACUUCAUUCCUUCAUGAAGAUGUCUUUAAUACUGAUGAUUCUCCUGGAAUUACAUUAGAAAAAAUUGAUGUUACACUAACUAUUGCUAAAUUUAUCCUUUCAGAAUGUCCAAAUAUUGAAAGAAUAUCUUUCUCUUCAAAUAAUCUUCAUAGUUUUGAUUGUUUAGAACCAAUUUUACAUGUAGCAAAAAAAUUGCAUACAAUUGAUGUUUCAUUUAACUACAUAAAAAAUGUUUCUUGUUUUAAUGUAUUGAAACGUUUUAGACUUAAAGAAAUAUAUGUCAAAGAGUUUCAGUCGGAUAAAUUUUUUUAUUUAGAUGAGAAAUCUGCAUCUAGUCAUAUAUCGUCUAUUUUACAAACAACUUGUGAGGGUAAUGAUUAUGAAAAUAACAAAGUAGUCUUCAAUCCCAAAUUAAAUUUUGACAACUUUUCGGAUUUUAGUACACACUUUCAAUAUGAGGAACAUUUUAUGGCAACAGACCCAAUACGGAUAUCAUUUUUUAAUAAUAUUCCAAAAUUGGAACAAGCUAUAAAAACAUUUACUCAAUCAUAUAUUUUUACAUUUGAUGAUAAUGAUAUUGAGGGAAGAAGAAAAUUAAAAAAAUUCUAUCGGUCAAAAUCAACUUUCUCUCUUUGUAUCACUGCAAUUCGGGAUGGACGUGGACAUCAAUAUUAUUAUGGUAAAGAACAAAUGAAACAUCCAAAGAAUUCAGAAUUUUUAAGUAAAACACAUAACAUGUGCAAACCUGAAUACUACCAAGACAAACUAAAUGAGGUACUUUUUGUUGGAAAUGAAAAAAUUAUUAAUGCUUUUCUUACUCUUCCACUUUCACAACAUGAUAUGUCAACGUUUGUUUAUGAUGUAACAUAUACUGAUGUAAAUAUCAUUUUAUUUACUGUUAAAGGAUUAGUUAAUUUUGGAGCAUCACGUUCUGAACAUUCUUCGAAAUGGAUUCAUGAUGAUGUACAGUUAUUCACACGCAGUUUUGCAUGUACAAUUCAAAAGAAUUCUGUAAUCAAAAUUAUCUCUGAAAUUAUGACUAUUUAUCCAUCAACUAAAUCUGGAUUAGAAUGGUACAGGAAGUCACUAACAUUGUUAGAACCUCCAACUACUGAUAUAAGAUUACUUGGAAAAAUUGAACUUCAAAAACGUAAAAAUAAACAAAAUAUUAAUGAUGAUGUACUUGUUGAAAGACUGUGCUUCGUAACAAACAUGAUUCCAAGCUAUUCUCUUAGAUGUUUAAUGGAUUCUGGUUAUGAUUUUGCCAAAUCAAUAAAAUCUUUUGAGGCAGUAAAAGAUUUAAUUCCUAAAGAGGGCUUUGAUCGAAAAUAUCAACUUUCACCACUUGGAGAAAAUUUGAUUUGGUGA